This is a messenger RNA of Ostertagia ostertagi, 249 nucleotides long. Lineage: Eukaryota; Metazoa; Nematoda; Chromadorea; Rhabditida; Trichostrongylidae. The record is from the annotation of a GenBank genome assembly.
GAGAAAUAUGGAUUGCGAGAUCUGUCUCCAGCUAGUUGGAACGUCGCACUGAAUUCUAUACUUCAAGAAGCAAGGAUAGCGAAGAAAUAUAUCAGGAAUGCGUUCCGUGUGAGAAAACCCGCAUGUGACAGCGAGUGUCAAAUGAGCUUGUUGUGCUUGCUGCGAAUGGGCCAUCACAAUUCCACACUAUACUGUCCACAGAAUAUUCCCCGAGCACGACAUCUGAUCACUAACAGAACCACAGACUGA